AUGGAAGAGGAGGAUCCAGAAGGCAAGAGUCCUCAUCCCACCCAGGCUGGGAGUGGUGUGGAAUACUGGGAAAGAGUUGUGCCAGAGAACCUGUCUCAGUACCCUAUGACUGCAGAGAUGUGGACACCAGCUGUAAAGAUGGAAGAGAAGUUUUGUGAGGCAGAAGGAACUCCGUCAGAGGAGAGUCAGAAGACGCAGUCCCAGAAGUGUGCCCAGGAUUCCCUGUCAAAUGGCAGUGAAGAGAUGUUGCCAAGCUGUCAUCUUUGCAGUGGAGUGCAAAUGUCUGCUUCCUCUCUGGUCCAGUCUCCCUUUUCCUUUGAGGAGGUGGCUGUGCAUUUCACCAUGGCUGAGUGGGCCCUGCUGGAUCCAGGCCAAAAAGCUCUCUAUAGGGAAGUCAUGCUGGAGAAUUACAGGAAUGUGGCCUCUCUGGCAGCAGAUGUAGAGGAGACAGCUGGGGAAUUCCAGAGAUUCUCUUUAGAAAAUGUCAAGAAUGAAGAUGCCAAAGGAAACUUUGGAGAUGGAAACGGAUCACAGAAGCAGGAGGAAUGCCACAGAGGGGAUGACCAGAGGAAUGAGGAUGAGGAACUACAUCAUGUAUUGCCUGAUGAAAUCAAGAAUGAAGAUAUGAGAGGAAACUUGAGGAAUCAAAGAGGACCUCAGAGGCAGAAAGGCAGCCAUAUGAUCAAGAAGAGGGGAAAAGCCAUCCCUUGCCAAGGAAGUGAUUUCCAAGACGUCAUUCACAUGGUGGAGGAAAAAGACAACAACUUGGGAAAAAUCAAACCUUGUUCAGCACCAAAGAAUUCACUCAGGAAAAAAGCUGUUUAA
This is a messenger RNA of Heteronotia binoei (common prickly gecko), 825 nucleotides long. RefSeq names its product zinc finger protein 665-like. Gene Ontology annotation, biological process: regulation of DNA-templated transcription. The transcript is spliced from 7 exons. Lineage: Eukaryota; Metazoa; Chordata; Lepidosauria; Squamata; Gekkonidae. The coding region runs from base 1 to 825 and encodes 274 amino acids. The record is from RefSeq and is a predicted model, not a curated record.